AAUUCCCCCACAUCAGCCCACCCAUCUAUGUAUUAUCCCCCACGUCGGCCCACCCGUCUAUGUAAUACAUCCUAUGUUGGCCCACCCGUCUAUAUAAUUAUACCCCACCUCGGCCCACCUGUCUAUGUAAUAAAUAUUUUAUCACACCCUCGGCCCACCCGUCUAUUUGAUAUCCCUUUCGUCGGCCCACCCGUAUAUGUAAUACUUUUUAUGUCGGCCCACCUGUAUAUGUAAUACACCCCGCGUCAGCCCACCCAUCUAUGUAAUAUUCCCCUACCUCGGCCCACCCAUAUAUGUAAUACACCCCCGUUGGCCCGCCCGUCUAUAUAACAAUAUUUGCCUUACAUCUCUCUUCAGCCCAGCUGUCUAUAAUAUCCUACUCUACAUAUUACCCUGAUGGGCCCACCCAUCUCCAUGAAUGAUCAUAUUCCCCCGGCCCAUCCGUCAACAUCAAGGAUAUAUAUAUCAUUGGCAUACAUGGGCCCACCUGUCUCCAUCAGAAAUAAUAUGUGUCCCGGCCCAUCUGUCAUCAUCGAGAAUAUACACAACAUGGGCCCAUAAUCCGCUGGCCUGUCUCAUACGGGAUAUUAUGUAGGUCGGGUGGCCCGUAUAAUACGGAAUUUGUCACUGAAGGGGCUC
Suillus plorans is the source of this 639-nucleotide messenger RNA. RefSeq lists its product as uncharacterized. Bases 28 to 234 code for a protein of 68 amino acids. NCBI's taxonomy places the organism in Eukaryota, Fungi, Basidiomycota, Agaricomycetes, Boletales, Suillaceae. The record is from RefSeq and is a predicted model, not a curated record. The transcript has a single exon.